AUUAGAAGAGGGAGUGAUCAGAGUAGUUUCCUAUAAUCGGACAUUUUUUUUGUUUUAGUUUCAUUUUAUUUAUUUAUUCUUUAUUUUUUGGUGUCCACCCUUGUUGCCUUAGUUAUUGUAGGGAAUUAUAAAUAUUAAAAUUUUAUUGAAAACUUUAAAUUUUAAUGUCAUAAAAAAACCUUAAAUUUUCAUUUGAGAGAAGGGAUAGAGAAAAAUAAGAAACAGAGUAAGGAAGAAGUUUGUAACCCUAACUCUCCAAAUUCCAGUUAGUAGAAGGAAAAUUCCAUCUCUCUCCAGUCUCCACACAUUACGGAUUAAAAAUUUCAUUCCAGUUUUCUUUGUCACCGAAAAGUUCGAUUUCCAGCAUCAAUUCAAGUUGCUUUUCGAGGAAAGAAACUGAAGAAUAUUUUCGACGAUUCAAAAAAUUGAAGGUUCGUUAGGACUAAUAUUAAUAUGCAUUCUGAAGUGUAUUUGUGACAAUUUUGUCAAAGCUUUUAGAGAGAGAAAGAAGCAAUGUCAUCAGCUAUGGUGCUGUCCUACUCCUCAUCGCUCCUCCAUCCGCCUUCUUGUAAGCUAGGUAUUUCACAUCAUUUAAGUGGAAGAAGCAGCAUUCUAACUUAUAAAGCGGGUUCUGCAGUCCAGAAUUCUAGGUCAAGUUUCUCAUGCUCUGUAAGCAUGGCAGAUGGACAUUCUGAUGAUCAUGGGAAGUUGAAUAUGGACCAGAUGUUAGAUAAAGGCAGAGAAUUUUGGAAUGGCCUUCCUAAACCAAUCAAGAGCUUCCCUUGGAACAGAGUGCUUGAUAAUUUCAUCCAACGCAUUCUUGAUGUUGUAAUUGCUGUCAUCAAAUACCUAAGUGCACCUGUCCUCGCUGUUACUUCCCUGAGUGAGAUGUCAUACUGUGCACAUGAAAGAAAACUAUUUCUUGUUCCUGUUCCGUUGGUUCUUGGGUUUGCUGUUGCUGGGAUCUUGAAAGAGACAGCACAAGAAGUAUCUCCUCUUAUCAAGGAUGGUGACGUUCCUUGGCAUUUGAUUGCAAUUGCUGUUUUCCUCACUCUUCUGAAGGUGCCUGGGCCAUACUACCCAUAUUGGGGACGCUUCUUUGUUCCUCAUUUUGCAAAUGGAGGUCUUUUGAGGGUGUUUAUUAUGAUGUAUUUCUGGUACCAAAGUCCCAAAAAGAGUCAAUUGUUGCAUAAUGUGGAGAGCUCAGAACAAAAUUGAGUUUAUUAUAUGAUAGGUCAUCUUGCUCGCCGCCGGAGACGAUGCUGCUCGCUGCCGGAGAUGACGCUGCUCGCCACCGAGACAAACGAUACUCGCUGGUCGCCGCCGUUGAAGCUCAGCGGUACAGAAUGGCUAUGGAGAUUUAGGGUUCUUUGAAAACCCUUGAAGUCUUGAACAGACGUACAGGAAAGUAGACUAAAGAAACUUUUCUUAAUUGUUUGUAUGUUUUAAAUUUUAAUUGGGCUGAAAAAAAGCCCCUUAGUUCAUAUCUUUUAAUUGGGCUAGAACUUUUAAAUUGGUAUAUAUUUUAAAGUGGGCUUGAAAUUGAAAUUCAAGUUGGGUUAAAAAUUAAUGUACUUCCUCCGUUUCAAAAUAGAUGGUACAUUGUUUGACUAAAACGCUUGUCGAGGCACUACUUUGACUACUAAUAACUUUAAUUAUGUAUUAGAGUAAAGUAUAAAAUUUUGAUUUUUUGGAAAUAUACAUUAAGACAAAUCCAACAACAUAUUACAUUAUAACAUUUGAUUUUACCUAAUAGUAAAUAAUGCAUGGUCAAACCUCAUUCAUGAAUAGUGGAAAAGUCAACAAUGUAGCAUCUAUUUUGAAACGGAGGAAGUAUAAAAUUUGUACUUUAAAAUUUUUCGAACAUGUUUGCGAGCUUUCGAGCCGAACUCUACUGGGCUCAGGCUUGGCUUGUUAAGGUCGCGAGCCGAUCUCGAACUCGAGUCGAGCCCUCUCGAGCCGAGCUUUGACCGAGCUUUGACCGAGCCGAGCUCGAACAGUUUGCGAGCGACCUUGGCUCAUUAACACCCCUAGAAAGGACUUAAGAAAUUCGCAUAAAUCCCAUGUGCUUUUAUUUGGUGAACUUUCAUUUAUAUCCUCGUUAAUACUCCCUCCAUCCCUUAUUCUUUGCCUCAUUUUCUUCCAUCUCUGUUUUCCUUGGCGCUUUCUACUCAGUACUUGCCAGUCUUCAGUCACUGGCUGAUGAAAAGUUGUUUAUUCUAAUAGUAUUGUAAGUCUUAUCUUUCCCUUGGCUCUCUCCACUUUGUAAUCACUUGCUGAUGAUAGUACUAUAGUAGUACUCCAAGUGUCACAUAAUACAGCUUUUACUCUCCCAUAUUUGCCAUUAUCCUUGGUUGCACCAGUUCAUGAUACUGGAAAAUAAAGAGCUUCAACAAGCUUGACUGUUGAAGGUGCUUAACAAGAAAUGUGGCUGGUAAAUCAAUUGUGCCAUACUAUUUUGGUUAUUGAUUCUACAUCUUUUCACUACCAUAUAAUUAUUUUCAAUUUGGCUCAGCACCAUAGGAGGCUUACCAUGAGAUUCUGGAGAAGGAGCUGCAUUGGGAUGGAGGUGGCAAAUGGAGGUGUCCCUUUUCUAGAGGGUAACUGUGAACUCUUCUUGUGCUGUGACUUCUUUCAGGACUGUUGUCUUGAAGCUUGAAAAGUGGCUGGCUUGUGACAGAACACACUUCUCGAGAAGUCUGGGGACUUUGAACUGACUCCAGUGCCCUUUCAGACUGCUAUAAAAUCGUGAACAUAUACUAGUCUAGAGUACAGCGUGAUGGAUGGUCGUUUAUUAGCUAGAAGUGGCUGUGCUCAGGUCACCCCCUUUUUUUGUCCUGUUUGUACUAGUGUAUGCAAAUUUGCUAAUGAGAAACGAGAGUAUGAUAUGUAACUAUUUAAGCCAUCCGGCUUCCGAGUUAAAAGUAGUGCCAAAGGUGAGGCAUUUUUGGAA
Molecule: messenger RNA, 2953 nt
Organism: Beta vulgaris subsp. vulgaris (sugar beet)
Lineage: Eukaryota; Viridiplantae; Streptophyta; Magnoliopsida; Caryophyllales; Amaranthaceae
Exons: 5
Coding region: 514-1218 (234 amino acids)
Source: RefSeq, a predicted model, not a curated record